GCGCAGAUUAAAGGCAGACAUGUGUACAGAUCUAAGACAACAGUGUGAGUACUCACAGGUGAAUUUAAGGUUAGGGUAAUAGAAGAGUCAAGGUUAAUGGAGGCAGUAACGCAAUAAUAUGCUCCCUGUCGUUAAAACCUAAAGGAGAGUACAGGCGUUUUCUUAUGACAGAAAAACCCUGUUUUCUCGUUGACCUCUCGUUCCAGAGAGAUGUUGCAGGUGGUGUUGGUGGAGGGAGCUUUGCUCGUGCUCUUCAGCUGCCUGGAAGUGUGGUACUUUGUGCGUGGGGCCCUGGCUGUGGUCCAUGCAUGGUUCCAACCCAAAAUAUGGGACAUUCUCACUGUGCACAGCUUUGGAUCCAUGGUCCUUCCUCGUGAUCUGGACCAAAUGUGCCACAUGAACAACGCUCGAUACCUGAGAGAGUGCGACUUUGCUCGCUUACACUUUUACACACAGAACAGGCUACUACUAGCCUUAUUCCAGCUGGGCGGCAGAAUGGUGGUGGGGGCUUCCACCAUCAGGUACCGGCGUUCCUUGGCAAUUUGGGAGCCUUUUGAGAUCCAGACCAAAAUAUUGGGAUGGGAUGAAAAGGCCUUUUAUGUGGAGCAGCGCUUUGUGUCCAAGAGAGACGGCUUUGUGUCGGCCGUCAUGUUCUGUAAGCAGAACCUGCUCGACUGCAGCCCAGACAAGCUCAUCGCAUUUCUGUGGAAAAGGAGGAUCGAGAGCCCUGAGCUUCCUGAGGACGUCAAACAUUGGAUCAGCUUCCUUUCAGCCAACAGCCAGACCCUGAGAGCAGAGCGUCAACUGACAAGGAGACAAGAAUAAGUGAAGCAACACCGUGGCAUCAUGUAGUAUCAGCACGUAUAUAAUGGGCAUUGUAUGCAGUGUAGAAUAUAUAUGAACAUAGAUCCAGAGAGUGCACGAACUCAA
Molecule: messenger RNA, 930 nt
Organism: Solea solea (common sole)
Lineage: Eukaryota; Metazoa; Chordata; Actinopteri; Pleuronectiformes; Soleidae
Product: protein THEM6-like
Exons: 2
Coding region: 211-825 (204 amino acids)
Source: RefSeq, a predicted model, not a curated record